Spinacia oleracea (spinach) is the source of this 2256-nucleotide messenger RNA. Its product is annotated as BRASSINOSTEROID INSENSITIVE 1-associated receptor kinase 1. Bases 306 to 2132 code for a protein of 608 amino acids. The transcript has 11 exons. Gene Ontology annotation, molecular function: ATP binding; protein binding; protein kinase activity. NCBI's taxonomy places the organism in Eukaryota, Viridiplantae, Streptophyta, Magnoliopsida, Caryophyllales, Amaranthaceae. The record is from RefSeq and is a predicted model, not a curated record. Gene Ontology annotation, biological process: protein phosphorylation.
UAUCUUCCAACAAGAACCAAUAAUACUCCAGAAAAUACUGUAUAAAAUAAUAAAAUAAUACUCCGUAAAAAAUAAAAAACCGUGUGAAGAGGGAAGACUGCAAGGUUUGAAAAGUGAUUUUUAAUAUUCUAAGAAAUGCAACUAGGACAACCUUGCUGGGUUGCCAGUCACCCAUUCAAUUCAGAGUUGUUGUCUAGCAAAACUGCAAACUCAUUUUUUGAUGAUUGGAGUAGCAAUUAGAAAUCAGAAAUCAGAAAUCAGAAAUCAGAAAUCAGCAAUCAGAAAUCAGCAAUCAGCAAUCAGCAAUGGAGCAACGAGUUUCCGCCCUUUGCUUUUCUCUCUGUCUCAUUUUGAUCUUCAAUUCUUUUCACUGUGCUUCUGCUAAUGUUGAAGUUGACUCUCUAUCUGCAUUCAAAUCCAAUUUGGUUGAUCCUGAUGGAAUGUUGAAUAAUUGGGAUACUACCCUUGUUACUCCCUGCACAUGGCAUUAUGUUCGUUGCAGCGGUGAAAGUGUCACUGAACUUGAUCUUGGAAGCUUUAACUUAACUGGUCAGCUUGUUCCACAACUUGGCCGUCUUUCAAAUCUCAGACAAUUGGCGCUUUACAACAAUAAUAUAAGUGGUACAAUACCACGUGAACUGGGCAAUUUGGCCAACUUACAGCGUUUGGAUCUCAGUUUGAACAGCCUUACUGGUCCUAUUCCAGAUACACUGGGAAAUCUACCUAGACUUCAAAACUUGAAGUUGAAUAACAACAGUUUGUCAGGUGAAAUACCUAGGUCACUGACAACCAUAUCAAGCCUGGAUACCCUUGAUUUGUCAUUCAACCAGCUAACUGGAGAUGUUCCUAUCAACGGAUCUUUUUCAAAGUUCACCAAUUCACCAAGUUUUGUUGGCAAUCUCAAUUUGAGGAUACCUGCAAUAAGUCAACCUCCGACAGCUCAAACAGGAAGAAGCAACUCUACCGGAGCGAUUGCUGGAGGAGUUGCUGGUGGUGUUGUUGUGCUCAUUGCUUUUGUAGUUACCCUUGUUUUGUGGACACGUAGGAAACGUCGAGAUCAUUUCAUAGAUGUUCCAGAUGAAAAGUUUCCAGAACUUCACCACGGACAAGCAAAAAAGUUUUCUUUCCAAGAAUUAGAAAUUGCAGCGGAUAAUUUUAGCAGGGGUAACUUCAUUGGUAAAGGUGGAUUUGCAAACGUUUACAAAGGACGCUUGGCUGAUGGUACUCUAGUGGCAAUUAAAAGACUUAAAAAAGAAUGUGCUCAAGGAGGAGAAGUCCAGUUUGAAACUGAGGUUGAAAUAAUUAGCAUGGCUAUUCAUCAUAAUUUGAUUCGGUUGUAUGGCUAUUGCACGACUCCAGAAGAAAGAUUGCUUGUUUAUCCUCUGAUGACUAAUGGAAGCGUAGCAUCUUGUUUGAGAGAGCGGUCUGCAACACAACCACCACUGACUUGGGAGAUCAGGAAGAGAAUUGCAGUGGGGGUUGCAAGAGGUCUUGUUUAUUUACAUGAGCAUUGUGACCCUAAAAUCAUCCAUCGUGAUGUAAAGACUGAUAACAUAUUCUUGGACGAAAAGUAUGAAGCAGUUGUUGGGGACUUUGGAUUGGCAAAACUUAUUGACUACAAACAUACUCAUGUCAUUACAAAAGUAUGUGGUACAGUUGGGCAUAUCGCUCCUGAAUAUUUCUCCACCGGAAAAUCUUCAGACAAAUCUGAUGUUUUUGGGUAUGGAGCCAUGCUUCUGGAAAUCCUCACAGGACACAGGGCAUCUCAUCUUCUCCCACCACCUAAUAAACAAGAUAUCACUUGGUUGGAAUGGGUUAAUGGAGCUUUGAAGGAUAAGAAACUGGAGUUAUUAGUUGACAGUCAUUUGAAGGGUAAUUAUGUAGAAGAUGAAGCUGAGCAGUUGGUGAAGAUUGCUUUGCUUUGUAGGCAAACUUCUCCAAUUGAACGCCCAAAGAUGUCCGAGGUGGUUAGAAUGCUUGAAGGUGAUGAUGGCUUGGCGGAGAGAUGGGUGAGAUGGGAAGAGGGGGAGUUGUUAUGUAAAAAAGUUAAAUACAUACACCAAUCUAACAUUGAUUGGGGUCUUGACUCUACUUCCAACCUCUCCGCUUAUGAAUUGUCCAAUGCUAGAUAAAUACAUUUCAAAAUGUUCUAAUACUCACACUAAUUGCGUAAUUUAAUUAACUAACAAUAUCAUAACUAGUCUUCCAGUUUUUUUUGAAUGCUCCUAUGUUAAUAUAUGUAUAUUCAUGCUCCUA